Aureobasidium namibiae CBS 147.97 is the source of this 1731-nucleotide messenger RNA. RefSeq lists its product as uncharacterized. The coding region runs from base 1 to 1731 and encodes 576 amino acids. NCBI's taxonomy places the organism in Eukaryota, Fungi, Ascomycota, Dothideomycetes, Dothideales, Saccotheciaceae. The transcript has a single exon. Gene Ontology annotation, biological process: activation of GTPase activity. Gene Ontology annotation, molecular function: GTPase activator activity. The record is from RefSeq and is a predicted model, not a curated record.
AUGGGGGCAAAGGCUCGUCCUUCAAGAUCGAUCUCUCCUAACGGUCAGGCUCUUAGCGAUGGCGGCCUUUCCCCCACAUCUGCAGGAUCAAGGACCCUAGCCCCCAGGCCGGCAUUGAGGCCAAGGAAAUCAGUAAAAGAACUCGAGGCCGAAUAUCACGAUUCCGACGAGGAUGUGCCUGAAGAUGCCGUCAUCUGGAAUGUCCCCAUCUCCCCACGCCCUCCGAUGCAUUCGACUCCCUCGAGCCCUACCAGAACCAUUUCUACCAGUCUGACCCCAGAACUCAAGUCGGCAGCCAGCAACACAUCGUCAACAGAAGAACCCCCUCGCUCUGCCACACGGCCCAACAUGCAUCACAGCGCUACCGUCAGCGCGUUUCCUCCAGAACCUUCGUCGCCCAGACUUCAGCGUGGCAGAACGUGGAAAGAAGACCUCAGCGAGGAAGCUCGCGAGGUCGCUGCUGCUUUGGAAGAGCAUGCUGAGCGCGUGUCUCAAGAACGACGUCGCUCUACUCGCAACAGCACCAACGGCAGCCCUCCUCGCCCCUCGAUGAAGCUCAGAACAAAGACUAGCGUUAUGGAGCUGCCACCGCUGCAGAAAGGAAACGUCAUGAUCGACCCGCUGCCCAUCAGCAAAGAGAAGGAGGCCGUACUCACAAGGACACGUCCAUCGUGGCUUCCACCAAAAAGUCAAAAAGAGGAGAAGAAGCAUAUCAAAGAGUGGGAGAGGAUGAUGGCCGCAGCUGAGGCGGCUGAGAAGAAGCGACUUGCAAAGGAAGUCGAACAACAGCAACAACGCAAGCACGUCGAAUCCAAUAUUGCCCGUAUCUGGGAACAGCACGUCAUUCCCAACUGGGACGAUGUGAUCAAAGAGCCCAGAACCCGCGAGCUUUGGUGGCGCGGUGUCACACCUAGAGACAGAGGCACUGUUUGGAGCAAAGCUGUUGGUAAUGAGCUGUCGCUGACCGAAGCCUCGUACGCCAAUGCUCUCAAGCGCGCUCGUGUACUGCAAUCCUCGGUCAACAACCUUCCGGAAGAAGAACGUUCCAAGCACGCUGACGCAGGUUGGUUGGCAGCCAUCUCACGCGAUGUCUCUACCGUCUUCCCUGAGCUUGGUAUCUUUGGUCCUGGUGCACCUCUCCACUCGACCCUGGAAGACCUACUGCUCGCCUACUCCGCCUACCGCAGUGAUGUUGGCUAUGUCUACGGAGUGCACAAGAUUGCUGGUCUACUCGUGCUCAACAUGAGUGCAUCGGCUGCUUUUAUUGCCCUUGCCAAUAUGCUGAAUCGACCGCUGGCUCUCGCCUUCUUGAUCAACGAUCAAGCGACCAUGUCACGAAUCUAUUCGACUGUUCUCUCUACGCUCAAGUAUAAGAUGCCUCGUCUACACGAACACCUGACAAACCCCGAGACUGGAUUCAAGGGUCCCGAGGAGUGGUUGCAUCCUUUCCUUGCCACCCUCGGUACACAGCUGCUCAGCCCGGACUCCUGCAGUCGUCUCUGGGACAUUGCCGUUUUCGAAGGCGAUAAGACAUUUGUUCGUGCAGCAGUUGGUGUGCUGGCAUUGCUUGAGAGCAGGCUUUACGGACCCAGAGAGGAGCUUCUAUCUCUUAUUGGCUGGAGCGCUCGUCCACUAGACUUUGAGGAAGAACAAGUCAUUGUGGCUAUCCGUGAAGCCGGCAAAAUCUCUCCCCACAGCUCGACUCCCGAUCUCAAUGGCAACAAGCGAUAG